UCACACAUUAAAUUUGAAUCGCCGCCCAUUCAUGAUUUCCAGGAUCUUCUUUUUGUCUCCACUGUUCCUCGAGACCUAAUUUUUUCCUUGCAACCUUUAUUUGCUUUCUCACUUCCAUGUUGAGACAAGUGGCUCGCUCAUCGCUUCCCCACAUCACUGCUGCUGCCAGACGUCAAGCUAGACGCCAGGCUCAGCAAACUCGACAACUCUUGAUUUCCUCGGGUGUCAAGCGAUGCACUGUACCUGCUACCCAGCAGUUUCUGUGGAAGCAAUACGCUAUGUAUUCGACAGAAACCACCAUCGAGAACAAGGAAACCGAUCCUGCAGAAGUGGUGGUUGGUCAAGAAGAGGUCCAUGAAUUCAAAACAGAAACCAAGAAACUCCUUCAUAUUGUUGCAAAUUCGCUCUACUCUGAAAAAGAGAUCUUUGUUCGUGAAUUGGUGUCCAACGCUGCUGAUGCUUUGGAAAAGCUUCGUCACAGCCAGAUGACCGAUACUGAUCUCGCCUCUGAAAAGCCGCUUGAAAUCCGCAUCAGCUUGGAUCAUGAAAAGAAGCAAUUCAUCAUUCAGGAUUACGGUAUCGGUAUGACUUUGGAAGAGCUGAAUGAGAAUUUGGGUACCAUUGCUCGCUCUGGAUCCAAAAACUUUUUGGAAAAGCUCGAAAAAGAUGGUUCUUCCGGAUCCCGUGAAAACAUCAUCGGUCAAUUCGGUGUCGGUUUCUACUCGACUUUUAUGGUGGGUGAAAAGAUCAAGGUGUAUACUCGUUCGGCCAAACCUGGCUCCAAGGGUUAUUGCUGGACCACCGAUGGUCAAGGCUCGUAUACCGUGGCUGAAGCAGAGAAUGUGGCCGUUGGUACAAAGAUUGUCAUUGAAUUGCGCGAUGACUGCAAGACCUUUUCAUCUCCAUUGACCGUGGAAUCGAUCAUCAAGAAAUAUUCAAACUUUGUUGGUUUCCCUAUUUAUUUGAACGACAAAACUGUCAACACUGUCGAACCUUUGUGGACUAAGGAUAAGAAUAGCAUCACGACCGAUCAACACAAGGAGUUUUAUCGCUUCAUUGCCAACGCUUGGGACGAACCCCAGUACACCAUGCAUUUCAAGACCGAUGCUCCUAUUUCUAUCGCUUCCAUUUUGUACGUUCCUGAACGUCACAUGGAAUCGCUGGGUGAACGCCAAGAACCUGGUGUGUCGCUGUAUUCUCGCAAGGUCCUCAUUCAACCCAAGUCCAGAGGCCUGUUACCGGAAUGGUUGCGUUUCGUCAAAGGUGUGGUGGACUCGGAAGAUAUCCCUUUGAACGUGUCGCGUGAACUAUUGCAAGACAAUAUUUUGUCUCGUCUACGUAUGGUCAUGACUUCGCGUGUGCUCAAGUGGCUCGACAACGAAGCCAAGCGGGAUGCCAAAAAGUACAACGAAUUCUUUUUGGAUUUCGGCCAGUUCAUCAAGGAAGGUGUUUGCACGGACUCUAUGCAUAAGCGUGAUAUUGCCAAACUGUUGCGAUUCGAAACCUCGGCCACCAAGGAAGGUGAGAUGGUCAGCUUGCAGGAAUAUGCCGACCGCAAGAAGGACGAUCAGAAACGCAUCUAUUACCUUUUGACCCCGAAGCGUCGCUAUGCCGAAGAAAGUCCUUACACCGAAAUGUUCAAGAAGAAGGGCGUGGAAUUGCUCUACUUGUAUGAUACUGUAGAUGAAUUUGUUGUGGGUCAUUUGCGUGAAUUCCAAGGCUAUGAUCUUGUCGCUGCCGAUUCCGCCGAAGCGGCUGCGGAUCCUUUAUUGCAACAUGAUUCGGCUUCCAAUGCUGGUGAUAGCCAAGUGCUGUCCGAGGCCGAUGCCAAAGAUCUGGCCUCGUGGAUCCAGGACACCUUGGGCGGCGAUGCUGUCAAACAAGUCGAUGUUUCACGCCGUUUGGACAAAUUCCCUGCCAUUGUUUUGGAACACGAAAGCCCUGCCAUGCGCAAGAUGAUGCAAAUGAUGCAAGGCUCAGCGAAAUUGGGAGAAUUACCACCUUCUCCUGCGCGUCUUGAAAUCAAUCCCGAUCAUGCUGUGAUGAAGGGACUGUUCCACAUCCGUAAACAGGACCCUGCACUGGCCAAAAUGGUCGCUGAGCAGGUUUAUGACAAUGCGUUGUGUGCUGCCGGUGUCUUGGACGAUCCUCGCUCAAUGAUUACGCGUCUCAACACUUUGCUGGAAAUCAGUUUGAACAAGACCAUCGAACAGGAUAAAAAAGUGUCAUCCUCCUAAAGGAAAGAUGAUACUCACAUCAUAGAAAUCAUACCAACAUCAAUAGAGUUACGCAAAUUUUUUUCCACAACCGCUAAUAUAAAUUUAGACAUUACAAGCUUCUAAAUAUAGGAUCCUUCACUACGACAAAAGUGACAAUGAACAGAUAUGAUAACUGGAGUAGGCUUUUACUGAUGCGGAAAAAUGGGAAAAAUGAG
This is a messenger RNA of Radiomyces spectabilis, 2434 nucleotides long. Its product is annotated as Hsp90 protein-domain-containing protein. The transcript is spliced from 10 exons. The record is from RefSeq and is a predicted model, not a curated record. Gene Ontology annotation, cellular component: mitochondrial inner membrane. Gene Ontology annotation, molecular function: protein kinase binding; ATP hydrolysis activity; ATP binding. NCBI's taxonomy places the organism in Eukaryota, Fungi, Mucoromycota, Mucoromycetes, Mucorales, Radiomycetaceae. The coding region runs from base 117 to 2237 and encodes 706 amino acids. Gene Ontology annotation, biological process: protein folding.